AUGGGUUACCAACAGAUUGUUGAAGAAGCCAAGCCGAGUACAAGUGUGGUGGUCCAAGAAUCUCCAAGCCGUCUCCGUACUUGGCUGUCGAAUAAGAACCUACAGUACGACUUUGUGAUGAGCAUCAUCCUCGUAACCCUUAACGUUGCAGCGAUCAUCUAUAUGAUACAACACAAGAUCCCCUUCACCGCAUGUAUCAUAACUUUGGUUUAUUGCACUGGGCUAUAUUUCAGCUUCGGCCUAUUUAGUUGCUUGUUUUGGUUCCAAGCAAUCACCGAUGUCGAAGCUUCUAAUCUGUACAUGACCGGACGCAUCGGUCACAUCUGCGGCUUGGGGAUUCUCCUCCACCUGCUCUAUUCAAUUUCGCCACGUGUGGCUCUAUGGUUCGGUUUACCUUCUUCGUUAUGGGUCGUAGCAGCUUUCAUUGCACCUCUUUACACAAUGUGUCUAGCCUCAGCAUUUAAAAAGGUAUCUGAAGAUACACGAGCUUACUGGAAGUUUAUAAAUGAACCACAAGUGCGAGUUGCUAAUGUUUAG
This is a messenger RNA of Eutrema salsugineum, 537 nucleotides long. RefSeq lists its product as uncharacterized. The record is from RefSeq and is a predicted model, not a curated record. NCBI's taxonomy places the organism in Eukaryota, Viridiplantae, Streptophyta, Magnoliopsida, Brassicales, Brassicaceae. The transcript is spliced from 2 exons. Bases 1 to 537 code for a protein of 178 amino acids.